Xylona heveae TC161 is the source of this 1308-nucleotide messenger RNA. RefSeq lists its product as hypothetical. Lineage: Eukaryota; Fungi; Ascomycota; Xylonomycetes; Xylonales; Xylonaceae. The transcript has 2 exons. Bases 1 to 1308 code for a protein of 435 amino acids. The record is from RefSeq and is a predicted model, not a curated record.
AUGCCAGCAACGGACGAGAAGAGCGACAACAAUAUUACGUGCUCAGACCUGUUUGAAACUUUGGCAUCUCUGCCGGUGCGGGUUCUUAGCAUCGCUGUCGAAGUGGUUGUGACGAUGCCACGCCUUCUCAGAAUACCCAUGUCUAUUGCUCUUACUGUCUUCAUCGUUUACCAAAUCAUUGGGGCUGUGACCAACACGGUAGCAAAAUCUGUUCACGCAUCCCUCUCACCGCUGUGCCUCAUACCUGGCGCAAGCCUCUUCAAUCUCUCGAUUUGCAAAUCGUCGUCUCCGUUGCCAGUCUUGGAGAAACUCAAAUUGGGCUCUGUACCUCCGCCUGUCGACUUUGGUCAACUCAUCACGAUUGAAUCUCCAAUCGAAGGACUCCUUCACGCUGGUAUCCAACAUAUGCCUCUGUCUCAAUAUUUAAUUCAGGGGGAGAUGAGAGUCCGUCAACUACGUACCCGAGUGCGGGUCAGCUCAUUCAAGAACCGGGGUGAAUUGCUCGACAUUCUUGAAGCAUUCAUUGGCAAAACACACGAGACAGUUGACACAGUCUUGCUGUUCAAUUCGCGUCUUCGUGGGCUGCUUGAUCUCAUAGCGAUACAGACAAAUAGUACCAUACGCAGACUUGAAUGGAUGGCUGAAAAGGAUUUUAUAGAGCCCCCUGGCGCCCUUUCGCGCUCUAUGCAAUGGCUUGUUCCUGGAUAUAUAGAUCUAUGGACGUAUCGGAUGAGAGAAAUGACUAACGCGUUCACUUACCACAAGCGAUUUGUCCUAGACAGGUUGGAGAAAAUAAUAAGUAGCGGCGAAUAUAUCCUCAACGGUCUUGAUUCCUUGGAUUACCUUCUAAAUGAACUACAUAAGAGGUUGCUUCCCGCAGAUGCGGGGGACCGCACAUAUAGCGCGGAGAACCUGUCGAUAAUGUGGAGCAUCCUCUGCACCUGGGGUCGCCGUGAGGAGGGCGGUAUCUGGACCGGACUCAGCGCCGAGGACAAGGAAAAGCUCAGCCAUCUCACCGAGUUUGACAAGCAUCGUAGAGCGACCCGCUCCCAUGUCGGCAACUCAACGCUCACGCUGAGAACCAUGGCGGCCGCGCUAAAACACCUGUCCGAGAAUAUCGACGAUUCUCGACUCAUUGACGCUUCGGCGCGCCCGUCGCCAUCUUCUGCACUUUCUCUCUCCGCCCAUAUCCAAAUUCUCCGCAAAGGGGCGGAAACACUCACAAAACUCCAUCGCAUCAAUGCAGAUCGUCAUCGCCUGGAAUAUAAACGUGUUAUUGAAGAUCCGUCCAAUUGGAUGCAGCCAUAG